Molecule: messenger RNA, 1117 nt
Organism: Chenopodium quinoa (quinoa)
Lineage: Eukaryota; Viridiplantae; Streptophyta; Magnoliopsida; Caryophyllales; Amaranthaceae
Product: NADH dehydrogenase [ubiquinone] iron-sulfur protein 7, mitochondrial-like
Exons: 2
Coding region: 131-763 (210 amino acids)
Biological process (GO): electron transport coupled proton transport; mitochondrial respiratory chain complex I assembly; aerobic respiration
Molecular function (GO): 4 iron, 4 sulfur cluster binding; NADH dehydrogenase (ubiquinone) activity; quinone binding
Source: RefSeq, a predicted model, not a curated record
UUUUCCCAUUCUCCAGGGAAAACAAAUAAACCGACCCAAUUUCCCCAUCUCCUAAUUUAAACAACUCACUUUCUCUCUCCUCCCCCAUUUCCCCAUCUCUGUGUCUCUCUUUCUCUCUCCUCCUUCAUCAAUGGCGCUCCUAGCUCGAGCCGCAUCAACCCGCACAACAACCACCCUUAAAACCCUCCCCCAUUUCUCUUCCGCCUUCCACACCACCCACCCUUCUCUCUCCUCCGCCUCAUCCACCACUCAACCCACCACCUACGCCAGAGCCCCACCUCCCGCCCUCCCCAAGGCGGCGGAGUACGUCAUCUCAAAGGUUGAUGACCUCAUGAACUGGGCCCGUCGUGGGUCCAUUUGGCCCAUGACUUUUGGGCUUGCUUGUUGUGCUGUUGAGAUGAUGCAUACUGGUGCUGCUCGUUACGAUCUGGAUCGCUUUGGGAUUAUCUUUAGGCCUAGUCCUCGUCAAUCUGAUUGUAUGAUUGUUGCUGGUACUCUUACUAAUAAGAUGGCUCCUGCUCUUCGCAAGGUUUAUGACCAGAUGCCUGAGCCAAGGUGGGUUAUAUCUAUGGGAAGCUGUGCAAAUGGAGGUGGAUACUACCACUAUUCAUAUGCUGUUGUCCGAGGUUGUGACCGGAUUGUUCCAGUGGAUAUCUAUGUCCCUGGAUGUCCACCAACAGCUGAGGCCUUGCUUUAUGGACUUUUGCAGCUACAGAAGAAGAUUAGCAGGCGCAAGGAUUUCCUUCAUUGGUGGACCAAGUGAACUCAUUCUGCGUCUAUUCCUUCGACGUGGCUACAAUAUGGCAAGAAAAUAAUGUGUAUUAUGAUGGAUUGUAAUAUGGUCAAGGGUCAUUUCAUGAUAUCUGAAGGAUGUCCCUUGAAAUUGCUCUGAACUGUGAAUCCUGGUUGUGGUUUAUUAUUGUAACUGAUGAGAGGAUUACUCGCUUUUAUAGUUCCUUCAGGUUUAACAGAUUUUCAAGUAAAAUUCUGAAUUAUUUUUGUUUUAUGGCUAAGUGAAGCUAUCUUUUGGUUUUGUACCGUGGGAACGAUGAAGAAAAACCUCAGCAUUCGAUCUCUUCAUUCUCUAAUAAAGGUUUUGUAGCUUUGUAUUGUAGUA